CAGCAGGUCUAUGCAAAUCCACUUGUUCUCUAAAAGGGAUCUUUUGGAAUGGUCUAUCAAAACAGGAUAGCUGCUGUCAUUGCACUGUACUAUAUGUCAUGUCAACGUCAUUAUAAACACUAAUGUGUUUUUUAAUAAAGCAUGGAUAUGAUAUUAUGAUAUGUUGUACUAUAAUUGAUCAACUGUGGGCACCAGGCAGCUUCUCCCCUUCUAUCCCCCUAUUGCCUGUUUUCAAUUUCACAACCUUCAUUAUGUAGGUUCCAUCACCCUGAAAGUUGUGGAUGAACUCAUCUUGUUGGUAGUUCAGUUAACCCGCGUGUUUUUUCUUAAAAGAAAAAUGGGUGACAUUAGCUAAUUAUUGAUCCCAACUCACUGGAGUUGUUCUUCUCUUAUCUACCUUUUGUGCUUCUAUUCUAUAUCUUAUAUUCUAUAUAGUGCCAAACACUGCACUCGUAGGCCUAAAUUUGUUCAAUAUAUAAAUGUGCAGAGUUUUGAAGCUUUGAACCCCAGAGCCAUUGCUGUUGUGAUAGACCCCAUCCAGAGUGUGAAGGGGAAGGUGGUUAUUGAUGCAUUCCGCCUCAUUAAUCCUCAGACCAUGAUGCUUGGCCAGGAGCCACGUCAGACAACAUCAAAUGUUGGGCACCUAAAUAAGCCAUCUAUUCAGGCUCUUAUCCAUGGGCUGAAUAGACACUACUACUCAAUUGCAAUCAAUUACCGGAAAAAUGAGCUUGAGGAGAAAAUGCUGUUGAACUUGCACAAAAAGAAAUGGACCGAUGGUCUAAUUUUGAAGAGGUUUGACACUCACUCGAAAACCAACGAGCAGACUGUCCAGGAAAUGCUAAACCUAGCCAUCAAGUACAACAAGGCAGUGCAGGAGGAGGACGAACUGCCACCUGAGAAACUUGCAAUAGCAAAUGUGGGUCGGCAAGAUGCAAAAAAGCAUUUGGAAGAGCAUGUGUCGAAUUUGAUGUCAUCAAACAAUGUUGAUACAACCAUUGGUUGGAAUGCAUUAAUCAAUAGUUUUUCCCACUAA
Messenger RNA from Zea mays, 1033 nucleotides. RefSeq names its product 26S proteasome non-ATPase regulatory subunit 14 homolog. The transcript is spliced from 3 exons. Lineage: Eukaryota; Viridiplantae; Streptophyta; Magnoliopsida; Poales; Poaceae. The record is from RefSeq and is a predicted model, not a curated record. Bases 596 to 1033 code for a protein of 145 amino acids.